CCGCCGUUGCCGCUGCAGCCGCCGGAGCUCUGUAGUAUGGCAUCGAGGAGAAUGGAGACCAAACCUGUGAUAACCUGUCUCAAAACCCUCCUCAUCAUCUACUCCUUCGUCUUCUGGAUCACUGGCGUGAUCCUCCUGGCUGUUGGAGUCUGGGGCAAACUCACUCUGGGCACCUACAUCUCCCUGAUUGCUGAGAACUCCACAAAUGCUCCUUACGUGCUCAUCGGGACCGGCACCACUAUUGUGGUGUUUGGCCUAUUCGGAUGCUUUGCGACGUGCCGUGGUAGUCCGUGGAUGCUGAAGCUGUAUGCCAUGUUCCUGUCCCUGGUGUUCCUGGCUGAGCUGGUAGCUGGCAUUUCAGGGUUUGUGUUUCGCCAUGAGAUCAAGGACACCUUCCUAAGGACUUACACGGACGCCAUGCAGAAUUACAAUGGCAACGAUGAGAGGAGCCGGGCGGUGGAUCACGUGCAGCGCAGCCUGAGCUGCUGUGGGGUGCAGAACUACACCAACUGGAGCACCAGCCCCUACUUCCUGGAUCGCGGCAUCCCCCUGAGCUGCUGCAUGAACGAAACCGACUGCAAUUCCCAGGAUCUACACAACCUGACUGUGGCCGCCACCAAAGUCAACCAGAAGGGUUGUUAUGAUCUGGUGACCAGUUUCAUGGAGACCAACAUGGGGAUCAUCGCUGGAGUGGCUUUCGGAAUCGCAUUCUCCCAGCUGAUUGGCAUGCUGCUGGCCUGCUGUCUGUCCCGGUUCAUCACGGCCAACCAGUAUGAGAUGGUGUAAGAAGUCUUUCAAGAACGAGGGCCUAAGAGACCUGUUUUAAAAAAGAACCACAGCAAUCUUUGAAAGACUUGCAAAGGAUGUCAGAGCACAGUACAUAACACGCCCCUCCGCGCUCCCUAACCCCCCACCCAGCGUGCAACUGACCCGCCCACACAGUCUCUGCUCCACCUUCCAGCCCGCAUCACGUGUAGCGUUCCAUUUUGUGAAGCCCUGUGUGCCAGAGUGUAGCCAGGUUCCCUGCAUCCGGUCCUAGUGGACCCCACCUGAGGCCCCCGUGCGCACCAGCUCCUCCAUCUGUACUUGGUCCAACUGCAGCUCAUUGUAGGUGGCUGGUUACCCCACCAUCACUGGCCCUGCUGGGCCCUGCAUGUAGUGUGGAAGGCUCGUACUAGCCCUUCAGCAAAAUCCUUAAAUGCCACACCCCUUGAUGUAGAUAAGUAGAUAACUAUCUGUUCUUUUGGCUUAACCUCCUUUGGUUUGAUUUUCCCUUUACUAAGGCUCUUACUACCUUCUUCAGGCUGCCUAGGCUACGUAAAGAGACACAUCAGUAAUUGUCCAUGCGGAGGAAAAAAGCAUGCGUCAUGCAUGAAGGGAAUUGGGCGUUAGGUGGCCGCCUCCUUGUUCACUAUUGUUACAUGCCCGGGUAUGUGUAGGCAGUUUAGUGCACCUAUGCCUCUCAGUUGAAACCUUUAUAAUUCUGUUACCGAGCCGUCUUGUUACUUCCUGUGAAGGAAAUAAUAUUACUUCUGUUUCUCCCCAGUUAAUUGCUCUUGUGUUAUUUUACUUCCUUCUGUAUUUUUUCUUUGCAUUGACAUUACAAACAUCGAGGACCUCAUUGAAUCAAUUUAAAAAUAAGUGUGAAGGGGGAACAAAAGUCAAAAUAUUUUUAGAAGACCUUCAGAAACAAUGCCUCUAUCUAGCAUGCCAACAAGAAUGCAUUGAUAUUGUGAAACAUUUGUGAUACAUGUAUUAAUAAAUAGAAUCACUACAA
Molecule: messenger RNA, 1777 nt
Organism: Suricata suricatta (meerkat)
Lineage: Eukaryota; Metazoa; Chordata; Mammalia; Carnivora; Herpestidae
Gene: TSPAN7
Product: tetraspanin 7
Exons: 8
Coding region: 37-786 (249 amino acids)
Cellular component (GO): membrane
Source: RefSeq, a predicted model, not a curated record